AUGUUCCCCCAGCCUGGUUGGCGCGCGCGCAGAGGAAUCCAACAGUUCGCCGCGUGUGGCGGCGACAUUAGCGGCGCCGAUGCUGGUAGCGGGAUUUCGGUGUGCCGAGGACGGGAGGGCGGAGGGGGCGAGUGGAUGCGCCGGCAGCGGGACCUGCUGGCCGGCGUGGGGAGCCGCUCUCUCGGAGCGCCACGUGGCGCGGAGUCCGCUGCUGACACGUGUGAUGCUGGCAGUGAUGCGCUGCCCCGCGCGAUAUGGCGCAGUUUGAGUGCGAGUGUGCUUAAAGCGCGUGAUGCUGCAGCGGGGAUAGCUGGUGGAUAUGCUGCUGGUAACGGGGCUGCUGGUAGCGGGGCUGCUGGUAGCACUGCCGACGGCUGUAACGGUGAGCGCAAUGCCGCGCUGCCGCUUGCCACCACGCGCGCAUGGGAAGAAUGCGCGGCAGGCGCAGCGGGGGAAGCAGUAGCGCCAGCAGCAGCGGAGGAAGCGGCAUGGAACGGGGCGGAGGGCGGUUUUUUCGAACGCCUAAAUCGGCACGGAGAGGGGGAGGGUGCGCACACGCACGGACGGGGGGAGGGGGCGGACGCGCAACUGGCGGACGGAUCUGCGGGCGGGGAGCGCGGGAAAACGGACGGGGGUGAGGCGCAGCACGGAAGGCCGGAGCGGCUGGUGUACGUGGCGCAAGCUGAGGUGGCAACUGCUGACGUGGACCUGGUAGACGUGAUAGGCACGGACGAGAUGACGACGUGCGUGGCGGUGGCGCUGCGCCAUCCGCGCACGGGGCGCACGGCGCUCGCGCACGUGGACGCGUCGCUCUGCGCCCUGCGCGCGCUCGCCGCCAUGCUCGCCUCGCUGCGCCUCGCCCCGCACGAUCCCACUCCCCUGCAGGUAUGCUUGCGUCUACCCUUUCUGCAAGCACGGCAUGGUGCAGCAGGUAUGGCAUGUGUGUGCCACACUGCAUGCGGCACGUGUCUCGCCCUGCGCGCGCUCGCCGCCAUGCUUGCCUCGCUGCGCCUCGCCCCGCAUGAUCCUACUCCACUGCAGGUACUGCACGUGGUGGGCGCGUUUGACGACGACCCGGGGCACACAGAGAGCAUUCACGCCGCGUGGGAGGAGGAGCAGGAGCGGCAGGAGCAAGAGCGCAUGCGGCAUGGGGAAUCACAAGAGCAGCAGCAGCAGCAGCAGCAGCAGCAGCAGCAGCAGCAGCAGCAGCAGCAGCAGCAGCAGCAGCAGCAGCAGGGUUACCAGGGAGGGAGCAGCAGUGGGCGGCAGUCGGGGUGCAAGCGCAGGCGAGCCGCCAGCCCUGCAGGCAGUGGCGGGGGCGACAGGAGCAUGCGCGCAGGAGCAGCAGCAGGAGCAGGAGCAGGAGCAGGAGCAGGAGCAGGAGCAGGAGCAGGAGCAGGAGCAGGAGCAGGAGCAGGAGCAGGAGCAGGAGCAGGAGCAGGAGCAGGAGCAGGAGCAGGAGCAGGAGCAGGAGCAGGAGCAGGAGCAGGAGCAGGAGCAGGAGCAGGAGCAGGAGCAGGAGCAGGAGGAGCAGGAGGCAUCAGGAGCAGCAAGUGCCGUUGGCAGCGCCUGGCCACAUGCCUCUACUACAGCCUUUCCCGCGCGGACAACUCCCCCUUCCCACCCCCUCUCCCCGCGGGCACGUCUCUCCCAGUAGCCUGCGCGCUGGUAACCGCAUUACACGCGCUCCCCCGCCCCUUCCGCCUGUGCACGCUCGCGCUGCUGCCCCUCAACACCACGUGGGACCCCUCCCGCCGCGCGCCUGUGCCCCGCACGCGCGGACUGGCGGUCCACGUGGCGUCUGGGGAGGCCUCCCCGCGCGUGUUCACCCCUGAGGAGCGCGGGCCUGAUGCUGUGCUGCGGAGCGUGCUGCUCUUCUUUGGAGAGGGGGGGGAGGAGGAGGAGGGGAAGGGGGAAGCGGAAGGGGAGGCGGGUGGGUUGUGGGGUGGGGGGAUGGGAGAAGAGGAGCGACUGGUGGUGGGGGAGGGGCGUGGGGAGGAGAAGCGAGAGGGGGAGAGGCGGGAGGGGCUGUGUGAGGAGGGCGGUAUGAGCAGCGGCGCUGCCAGCACACUCGCUCACACGCCUGAGAAAGGCCGGCCUGCUGAUGCUGCUGCGCGCACUGAUGCUGGUGGCAGUCCUGCUAGCGGUGGUGGCACUCCCGGCAGCACUGGCGCGGGCAGCACACGCGCACACAGCACUCCCUCCUCCUCCCCUCUCAUUCCCUCCUCGCUUUCCUCCUCCUCCCCUUCACCUCUCCUCUCCUCCUUCUCCCCUCUCCUUUCCUCCUCCUCGCCGUCUCCCUCUCUACCCCCGCUCGCAUCGUCCCCUGGUCUGCUCUCCACCCUCCCCCCCGCCGCGCUUGCACCGCUCUGCACCGCUCUGUGCGGCCCUCUCUGUCCCCAGGGCCGCCUCACCCGCUUCUACGACUCUCAGAUGGACCGAUUCGUGCUGCCGCCCACCAGGCUGAUAGAUGCAGCAGCGUUAGCCCACCAGCGUCUGAGCAUGACGGAUCACGAGCUUCUACACGCCAACUCCACAUCGCCACUGGCUGAGGGACCUGACUUCCUGCCCUUCAUCCGCAGCUGCUACCGGCUGUUAGCCCAGUCACCGGACACAGACACGCUCUUCCCCAACGGGGCGCCCCGGGUCUUCACGCGCGAUCCAACCUCCCAGCGCUGGCAGCGAGCCCCACCCCCCCUGCCCCCGCGCACGCCGCUCAUGCUGUACCGCGCCUACCGCUCGCGCCACCUGCACUCGCUCUCCUCGCUGCUCUGCUCCCUGCCCUGCUGGCCCUGGCUGUGA
This is a messenger RNA of Closterium sp. Yama58-4, 2802 nucleotides long. Lineage: Eukaryota; Viridiplantae; Streptophyta; Zygnematophyceae; Desmidiales; Closteriaceae. The record is from the annotation of a GenBank genome assembly.